AUCUGACAGGCAAAGUCGCGGAGCGGAGUUGUGCAGCGAAAGUAGGUCAGCGGCUCGGUGAAGCGAAAACACGACUGAAAACCUCUUUUCUUGAGCUUUCAGCCGGUGUUUGCUAACCUCGCGAAACACCGCGUUGUCGCAUGGUCCAAUGUGUUUGAUCGGUCGGCCAGUUUGGACGCAGUUUUCUUGUGUCGGUCCCGGUUGACGUUGACGGAUCGCUUUUCAUUAAUCAGCCCCGGGAGGCAAGAGCCAGCAUGAAACGGAUUCUCCCAGGAAAUGAGCUGGAGGAUGGAGGUGGCACCAGCACCGGGUGUCAGAAGACUCUUAAACGGUCCCGCAAGCAGCGGAGGGAAAAAGAUUCAGAGGAAGAGGAGGAGGGCGCUCACUGGGAGUGUCUCCCUCAGGAGAUCCUGCUCCACAUCUUCCAGUACCUGCCUCUGCUGGAUCGGGCUUACGCUUCUCAGGUGUGCCGAGGCUGGAACCAGGCUUUUCACAUGCCGGAGCUGUGGCGAUGCUUUGAGUUCGAGUUGAACCAGCCAGCCAGCUCCUACUUGAAGGCCACACACCCAGAACUCAUCAAACAGAUAAUCAAAAGGCACUCAAACCACCUCCAAUAUGUCAGCUUCAAGGUGGACAGCAGCAGAGAGUCUGCAGAAGCGGCGUGCGACAUCCUGUCUCAGCUCGUCAACUGCUCGCUGAAAACUUUGGGACUCAUCUCCACGGCCAGGCCCAGCUUCAUGGAGCUGCCUAAGUCUCACUUCAUCUCCGCGCUGACGGUGGUUUUCGUGAACUCCAAAUCCCUGUCCUCGCUGAAGAUUGAUGACACACCUGUGGAUGACCCCUCCCUCAAAGUCCUGGUGGCCAACAACAGCGACACCCUCAAGCUGCUGAAAAUGAGCAGCUGCCCCCAUGUUUCACCUGCAGGCAUCCUGUGUGUGGCCGACCAGUGCCACGGCCUGAGAGAACUGGCUCUCAACUACCACCUGCUGAGUGACGAACUCCUCAUUGCCCUCUCCUCUGAGAAGCACGUUCACCUCGAUCAUCUCCGCAUCGACGUGGUCAGCGAAAACCCCGGCCAGCACUUCCACACCAUCAAGAAGAGCAGCUGGGACGCCAUGGUGCGCCACUCCCCCAAAUUCAACCUGGUCAUGUACUUCUUCCUCUACGAGGACGAGUUCGGGCCUUUCUUCCGCGACGAGAUCCCCGUCACGCACCUGUACUUCGGCCGCUCCGUCAGCAAGGACGUGCUGGGCCGCGUCGGGCUCACCUGCCCCCGCCUGGUGGAGCUGGUGGUGUGCGCCAACGGGCUGCGGCCGCUGGACGAAGAGCUGAUCCGCAUCGCUCAGCGCUGCACGCAGCUGUCGGCCAUCGGCCUGGGGGAGUGCGAGGUGUCCUGCAGCGCGUUCGUGGAGUUCGUGAAGAUGUGCGGAGACAGACUGACACAGCUCUCCAUCAUGGAGGAGGUGCUGGUUCCAGAUCACCGCUACGGGCUGGACGACAUCCACUGGGAGGUGUCUAAGCAUCUGGGUCGCGUCUGGUUCCCAGACAUGAUGCCGACCUGGUAAAGCUGCUCGUCUUCGAAUUCCCUGAAUUCAUCCAGAAAUCACAUGAGGGUUUUGAUCGGAUCAAGCCGACACAUAACUUUGAUUUCACUCUAUCAUGUACAUAUUUUUAUAUUUGUCUGUACAUAUAUAUGUAUAUCAAUCAAUAGGUGACUCUUCAACAUUAUUUAGCACUUUGUUCUAGUAAGCCUGCUUUUAUGUGGUGUUUCACAAGUAUUUAGAAGUUACACUUUGCUUGAAGAGUCUAGAAUGAUCGGAGGGGGAGUAGAGGAUUUUUCAAUUUAUUUUACGUACACUGGUUGUAUGUCCCACAGCUUUUUAAGUUCCGUGUCAGCUUAUAAAUAUAUACUUUGCCUUAAGCUGGACGAGCAGAACAGCGCUUCAGAGAGAAAUUAUAACUUAACUUUAGAACGGUGUGUUUCACAGAUUGUUGACAUGGUGCUGGCUUCACGGUUCGAGUCGGGCAGUGUGUGAAUGAAGUACUUUGAUGUAUUAAAGGGGAUGAUCACCAAUAUAAGCUAAGGUUUAAUAAUAUUCACUUAAUAGCAGCAAAACGUUGAGCUUACUGUUUGCUUCUGAGACUUUACAACUGAAGUAAUAACCGGAUCUGACUGGGGAACGUUGCAGGUGGGCAGACACCCUGUGUGUGUGUGUGUGUAGACCGGGGGUGUUGAAGUCAUUUGUGUUGAGAAGCCAUUUAUAUCGCCUAGUUUUAUCUCAGCAGGGUCGAAGCAGCGGUAAGAUAGCAUGAAACCCGACAGAUAAUGACUGCUUUAACCCUUUCCUUUAGUUUUAAACA
Salarias fasciatus (jewelled blenny) is the source of this 2361-nucleotide messenger RNA. RefSeq names its product F-box/LRR-repeat protein 3-like. Gene Ontology annotation, cellular component: mitochondrion. Lineage: Eukaryota; Metazoa; Chordata; Actinopteri; Blenniiformes; Blenniidae. The record is from RefSeq and is a predicted model, not a curated record. Bases 255 to 1565 code for a protein of 436 amino acids. The transcript is spliced from 6 exons. Gene Ontology annotation, molecular function: protein binding.